Messenger RNA from Lecanosticta acicola, 489 nucleotides. Lineage: Eukaryota; Fungi; Ascomycota; Dothideomycetes; Mycosphaerellales; Mycosphaerellaceae. The record is from the annotation of a GenBank genome assembly.
AUGGCUCAGCAGGCCGGAGGCACGAUUCGAAGAGGACCUACUAGCUGUGCCAUCUUGACUACAUACAAGAUAGGUAUACACGCACCGGCUAUCUCCAUUGACCGUACUCUGAAAAAGCUUCAGCACCAGCCAAGUCCUUUCCAGAAUGUCAUCGGUGCACUUACCAAUCGAGGAUCACAAGUCGAAGCGCCGGCAUGGCCCUCGGCAUCGAAUCCAGCAGUCAAAGACAUUGCUGUGAAAGAUGUCGCAGAGGAGUCAAAGACGCUCUCCAUCGGCUCGCGCAAUCGGGAGACGAUACUGUGGCGGUCGGCCAACAUGACAAGCGAUCUACAGUCUGUUAAUCUGUCCGUGAUUGCUUCAUGGCCCACGCCGGAUUAUGUUGACUCGGUGCGGAGGACGUGUGUGCUUGCGUACGCUGGGACAUUACAAGCCGCAACGACGUUGUUCCUAGGUAGCCACCUGUUCGGGCUUGACGACGUAAGUUCUUGA